AUGUCUGGUCGCGGCAAGCAGGGUGGCAAGGCUCGCGCUAAAGCUAAAACUCGCUCUUCUCGAGCAGGUCUUCAGUUUCCCGUGGGCCGUGUCCAUCGUCUGCUUCGCAAAGGCAACUAUGCCGAGAGGGUUGGGGCUGGCGCGCCUGUGUACUUAGCAGCGGUGCUGGAGUACUUAACAGCCGAGAUCCUGGAGCUGGCGGGCAAUGCCGCUCGUGACAACAAGAAGACUCGGAUCAUUCCUCGUCAUCUGCAGCUGGCCAUCCGUAACGACGAGGAGCUCAACAAGCUGCUGGGUAAAGUCACCAUCGCGCAGGGUGGCGUCCUGCCCAAUAUCCAGGCGGUGCUGCUGCCCAAGAAGACUGAAAGCCAUCACAAAGCCAAGGGCAAGUAAUAACGCGGAUUAGUUUAUAAUUGCAA
This is a messenger RNA of Nycticebus coucang (slow loris), 419 nucleotides long. Its product is annotated as histone H2A type 1. The transcript has a single exon. Bases 1 to 393 code for a protein of 130 amino acids. Gene Ontology annotation, cellular component: nucleosome. Gene Ontology annotation, molecular function: DNA binding; structural constituent of chromatin; protein heterodimerization activity. The record is from RefSeq and is a predicted model, not a curated record. Lineage: Eukaryota; Metazoa; Chordata; Mammalia; Primates; Lorisidae.